AUGCGCUACAUCCACAACUCGCCCAUCCGUCACCACGGCCACCUGACUUCCCGGAACUGCGUCAUCGAUUCUCGUUGGGUGCUCAAGGUCACGGACUACGGCCUCCCAGCCUUUCAAGAUCUGCAGUCUAUCGCCACCCUCGUACGGUCCGCCAAGGACCUCCUGUGGACUGCUCCCGAGCUGCUGCGGGACUGUGGCCUGCUUCGCAGGGGCACCCAGGCUGGGGACGUGUACAGCUUCGCCAUCGUCAUGCAAGAAGUCUUGCUGAGGGGAGACCCCUACUGCAUGCUGCCGCUCACCGCCGAAGAAAUCAUCGAGAAGCUGAAGCACCCGCCGCCGCUGAUCCGGCCGUCGGUGUCCAAGCAGACGGCUCCGCCGGAGGCGCUGCAUAUCAUGCGCCAGUGCUGGGCGGAGUACGCGGACAUGAGGCCAGACUUUGACCAGAUCGCCGACCGCUUCAAGACGCUCUACCACGGCAGGAAGUCCAACAUCGUGGAAACGAUGUUCCAGAUGCUCGAGAAGUAUUCGAACAACCUGGAAGACCUGAUCAGGGAACGCACUGUUCAGCUCGACGAAGAGAAGAAGAAAACCGAACAGCUGCUCAACCGCAUGCUUCCCAGUUCCGUAGCUGAAACCUUGAAGGCAGGCCUGCCCGUGAUUCCCGAGAAGUUCGAGGAAGUGACGGUCUACUUCAGCGACAUCGUGGGCUUCACCACCAUCUCGGCCUACAGCGAGCCCAUGGAGAUCGUCGAUCUGCUCAACGAUCUCUACACGGCCUUUGACUCCACCAUCAAUCAUUACAACAUAUACAAGGUGGAGACGAUCGGCGACGCGUACAUGGUGGUGGGCGGGCUGCCGGAGCGUGUCCGGGACCACGCCGAGCAGGUGGCCACCAUGGCACUGGACCUGCUGCACCUGUGCGGAAAGUUCAAGAUCCGGCACAUGGCCAAUGUGCCCCUCAUGCUCAGAAUCGGCCUGCACACCGGUCCUGUGGUGGCUGGAGUGGUUGGCCUGACGAUGCCUCGCUACUGUCUGUUCGGGGACACCGUGAACACCGCCUCUCGGAUGGAGUCGACGGGCCGAGCAUACCGGAUUCAUAUCAGCCGAACCACAGAGAGAAAGCUGAGGCAGGCUGGCGGCUACCAUGUCAAGUACAGGGGCGAGAUUGUGCUCAAGGGGCGGGGUCGUCAGCCAACCUACUGGCUUACUGGCAAGCAAGGGUUCAACAAAGCUCUUCCGUCUCCUCCUCGCGACGACGAUGGGAACAAUCAUGGUUUCAAAGACGAGGAGAUCUUCAAGUCCAUGGGUCGGAAAAAGGCCGACGAUUUCCUGGACGCUCCGCCCUCCCCGCUGUCCCCAUACGCCAACAAGCUUUGCGACGAGAGCAUGGACUGCCCAGGGGCGUCCACGUCCACUGCCGAGAUCCACAGCGGCUACAACCCGGCUGGCCGAGCGUCCAUCGCGUCUUCGAUCGAACCCUACCUCCCGGAUAACCUCAGUCCGUGCCCGAGCCCCGUCAGUCCGUCCCGGUCCUGGGGCAUGUCUUGUCCUGGCGAAUCCUGGGCAAACAAGACCCGCCAGAGGGCAUCAACCGACGUGACGUCCGCUUCGACGGCCGCUGCGACGGGAGGGGUGCUGCGGAAGAGCAACCGCGUCUCUGACAAGAACUCCGCCCCCGUUGUGCAGCCGUCCUGGUCAGAAGGGAGCGAGAUGUCGGACGUUGAACGCCGCAAAGGAUCGUCAGACCUGGGCGAACUGCGGUCGUGGCCAGCCACCAGGAGUCCUUCGCCGACGCCGCUCUCUCUGCAGCACAGUUGCAGUUCGCUCAAGCAGCUUUCGUCGCCCAGUGACGUGGAAGCCCUCUGA
Molecule: messenger RNA, 1866 nt
Organism: Ixodes scapularis (black-legged tick)
Lineage: Eukaryota; Metazoa; Arthropoda; Arachnida; Ixodida; Ixodidae
Product: retinal guanylyl cyclase 1
Exons: 11
Coding region: 1-1866 (621 amino acids)
Biological process (GO): intracellular signal transduction; protein phosphorylation; cGMP biosynthetic process
Molecular function (GO): guanylate cyclase activity; peptide receptor activity; protein tyrosine kinase activity
Source: RefSeq, a predicted model, not a curated record